AUGAAUACUAUAGAAGAAAAUUUAGAAACAUAUUUUCUUAUUUGGCUUGAUAAUUCAACUGCAAAUAGUCAAAAGAAACAACAUACUCAAGCGGAACUUCAAUCAUCAAUUCAUUAUUUAAAAAUAUUUUCCGAUGAAGAACAAUGUGAAAAUUAUAUUCGAUCAUUAACGAAUGAUGAUAGAAUCAUAUUUAUUAUUAAUGGUCAAUUAGGAAAAAGAUUUAUUCCUCGAAUUCAUCAAUUACCACAAAUAACUUCCAUCUAUGUUUUUUGUGUCGACAAAAGCAAACACCAAGCAUGGGCUAAUCAAUAUAAAAAGGUGAUAUUUAAUUUUACAUUUUUCUUUAUGAAGAUUUCUCUAUUGAGGAAAGAAAAAUAA
Rotaria sp. Silwood2 is the source of this 378-nucleotide messenger RNA. The record is from the annotation of a GenBank genome assembly. Lineage: Eukaryota; Metazoa; Rotifera; Eurotatoria; Philodinida; Philodinidae.